This is a messenger RNA of Striga asiatica, 507 nucleotides long. Lineage: Eukaryota; Viridiplantae; Streptophyta; Magnoliopsida; Lamiales; Orobanchaceae. The record is from the annotation of a GenBank genome assembly.
AUGGGAAAUUGUGGGUCUAGCAAAUAUGUAAAUCGGCCAAAUUUCACGGCCAAAUUGAUUCUCCUAAACGGGAAGCUUCUAGAAUUCGAGCACCCGGUCAAGGCAUCUCUGCUGACGUGGCAGAACCCUAGCUUCUUCAUAUGCAGCUCUGAAGGGAUGGAGUUCGGCCAGCUGGCGGCUGAGGUGGGCGGUGAUGAAGUCCUCCGGCUGGGUGAGGUGUACUUCGAGCUUCCGGUCGAGUGGCGGAGCCACAAGAUGCAGGCGGAAGACAUUGCUGAGCUGGCGGCAAAGGCCAGCUUGGCGCUUUCGGGUGGCGGUGAGUAUGAUGACGAGGCUAUGAUAAGGUGCGGUUGUUGUUCGCCGAGAAGUAGAGUCGAGCCGUUGGUGCCGGUUUUUAAGGAGGAGACGGUGCCUCCGCCUGACGAGGGCGGAGGGAAGAGAAGAGGUGGCCGGUGCAAGCGCCGGCGAAAGUUUGAGGUGGAAUUAAGCUCGAUAACCGAGGAGUAA